Molecule: messenger RNA, 713 nt
Organism: Drosophila ficusphila
Lineage: Eukaryota; Metazoa; Arthropoda; Insecta; Diptera; Drosophilidae
Product: glycolipid transfer protein
Exons: 4
Coding region: 1-609 (202 amino acids)
Biological process (GO): ceramide transport; intermembrane lipid transfer
Cellular component (GO): membrane; cytosol; cytoplasm
Molecular function (GO): ceramide 1-phosphate transfer activity; ceramide 1-phosphate binding
Source: RefSeq, a predicted model, not a curated record
AUGACAGCCAGCGAGGGAGCCGCGCGAAUUCAGUUCAAGGCGCUGAAGGGAUUUCCGGAAAAAACCACUGAUAAGCUGGAGACACAGGCCUUCCUCGCCGCCUCCAAGGAGAUAGUAACCGUCAUAGAGAGCUUCGGCAAACUCUUUACACCCGUGAUAAACGACAUGAACGGAAACAUAAACAAACUGACAAAAGCCUACGGCGCGGAUGUGCUGAAGUACCAAUAUCUGGAGGAUCUGAUUGUGCUGAACGUGAACGUGGACGACUUUGCGGCGAACGCGUUGCUCUGGCUGAAGCGCGGCCUCCAGCUGAUUUGCACCUUCUUCGAGAACAUCUACAACGACACCCAGGCCAAGGAGGCACUGAAGCAGCACCUGCAGGACGCCUACGAGCGCACACUGAAGCCCUACCACGGCUUCAUUGUCCAGAGCACAAUCAAGAUAAUCUACAGCUGGGUGCCAACGCGCAGCCAAUUGCUGGGCCAGGGAGCUGCCCAGGAGGAGAAUAUCGAAGUGCUGACCAGCUUUCUGCCCACAAUGCGCGCCCAUUUGGACUCCAUUGACGCCCUGCUGAAGGCGCACAAUCUGGACGAUGCCAAGAAGGUGUGAUCGUCGGGGAUCCGUAGCCGUUCCUUAGCUUAGCUUAGCUUAAAUCGCUUAUCCUACUUUAUUAUUUAUGCCAAUGUUCAAGUAAACCUCAGAGUCCUACUCUA